Messenger RNA from Cylindrotheca closterium, 1716 nucleotides. Lineage: Eukaryota; Bacillariophyta; Bacillariophyceae; Bacillariales; Bacillariaceae. The record is from the annotation of a GenBank genome assembly.
AUGCGCGUUCUUUUGCCUCUCAGAAAAGUAGCAUCGGAAGCACAAGCAAGCAAUUCAGACCUUCUCGAACUGGAAGAGGCUGAUAGGCAAGAACUAGACCUCGCUGACCAGGUAUCGGAUGAAAACGUACUUCCAGUGUCUUCCAAACAUCCAUCAUUUCGUAAAGGACAAAUAACCCUCGCCACUGUUGACACAAGUGAAGGGAAACAUCAUCGACUGGAGCAACAAAUACAUCAAAAGGCAUCAAUACGAGAAGCCAAAAAGCAGGCUAUUGAUUUGUCGAAAGAAACUAGGCGGAUACAGGCUACAGAAACUCCAAUCGUUACUGGAAACAAGAAAGCUGAUCUGUCAUCUUUCCACGAACGAAGCUUUCAUAAACGAAAACCACUUCAUCCAGAAGUAGAUACCAAAGUAUCGCGCAAACGUCCUACACUCGAUAGAAAACCGGCAGCCAAAGCUACAAUGGUUGCCCCAGGGAGAAGCAGUAAUUGGUCGUAUCAUCGCGAUCAUGGAGAUCGAGAAGACUCGGGCAGUCGAACCGUUUCGAAUGGGCUCUUGGUCAAUCGUCACUCGCCUCGAUCAGAUGACGACUUGCCGUCAUCUCCAGAAUCAGACGUGGACUUUGAGACUGCGUUGAAAAAGCAAGGAUUGGAAAUACGAGAACAGGCUGGAGAUGGCAAUUGUUUGUUUCGAGCUGUGAGCCUACAAGUAUAUGGUGAUCCUUCCAUGCACAUGGACGUUCGCAAGCAGUGCAUGGAUCAUAUGGAACGGGACAAGGAACAUUUCUCCAUGUUUGUCACUGGUGAACCAUUUGAUGCAUAUGUGGAGCGGAAACGCCAAGAGGGUGUUCAUGGAAACAACCCUGAAAUUCAGGCGAUAAGUGAACUAUUCAAUAGACCGGUGGAAGUAUUUUGUCCUGACAACGGAGCUAGCCCACUGAAUAUUUUCCACGCGGAAUACAAGACGGGUGAUGCUCCCAUCCGUCUCAGCUAUCAUGAUGGCAACCACUACAAUGCUGUCGUCGAUCCUCUAGUACCAACUGCUGGUCUCGGCCUUGGUUUGCCAGGUUUGCAGCCAGGUCUUGCUGACAAGCUUCAGAUGUCCAAGGCUGUGGCAGAGUCGGAUGCGAUUGCGGAUCAAAAGCAAUAUGAGAAGGCACUCAAGGACUCAGAGGAUGAUGAGGUGCAGCGAGCACUCAAGGAGAGCCAAUUAUCUGCUGAGCACCACUCCAGUCAUGAAGCAUUGGCACAAUCCGACAUGGAUGCUACUUAUUUUGACUUGGAACAAGCGGCGCUUGAACGGUCAAUGCAAUCCUACAUUAGUUUUGAACAUGAAAAGAAGCAGUGUGCUUCUAACAGCGCACGACAACGAAGCGCAGCUCAAGAAUCGCCCAAUAAUGCAACCUCUGCUACUGCUAUUAUUCGAGACGCUUUGCCAUUGGAGGCAUCCGUGCCGACCUCCAGCGCUGUUGCAUCACUUCCCACUGCAUUAGCAUCUUCUCCACUCGUCGCAGCCGCGGCGUCCAUGCCUUCUGCAGAAGCGUCUGACGACCACUUUGUUCCUCCACCAUCUGCUUCCACGGACGUCUAUCCACACACGGUCCAAGAACUUGUCAUGAACGGUUUUGAAUUGCAAAAAGUAAUGCGAGCCUACGAACUGGUAGGAGACAACUUUGACGAGCUUCUCACAUUUUUAGUUUCCAAUUCAUCACGAUAA